This is a messenger RNA of Aspergillus japonicus CBS 114.51, 814 nucleotides long. RefSeq lists its product as uncharacterized. The record is from RefSeq and is a predicted model, not a curated record. The transcript has 2 exons. The coding region runs from base 224 to 409 and encodes 61 amino acids. NCBI's taxonomy places the organism in Eukaryota, Fungi, Ascomycota, Eurotiomycetes, Eurotiales, Aspergillaceae.
CUCAAAGCGACCAGAGCUUGUCAAUCUAGCUCCCAGGCUGGCGUGGUGAUUUCUACUAACCUCAUGUCCAAUUCCCAUGGCGUCUCAUUUCCAACAGCACUGAAACUUGACCGUGGUUCGCAGAAAUGCAGAACCUCAAUGCUCCAGCCUGUUGCUUAAGACCUAGGACAAGGCGCGGUUCUGAGUUGAUCCCUCCGAAGAAUCAACCCAUCAACAUAGCACGAUGCUAGACCUGACACGGAAAAAGCAAGGGGGUAAAGAGGGGGCGAGAUUCCCCAAACUGUACGGGGUGAGACUAAGGAGGGAGGAGCGGUGGGGUUGGGUUGAGGCGCGGUGGGCUUCUUUCUCACCUUCGGAAGCAGAACCCGAAGAUUACUUUCGUUCGGACGAGAAGCAACGGAUGUUUUAGUAUUUAUUCUACCCUUCUUCCAGCUGUGAUUUUACGUGUUACUUGCAUGAGUUGAUACUUGAUUUACGUUUUUUACGGCAUUGUUUUACUUCCUGAUCAAGGGGUUCGUUAACAGAUUUUGUGGUUGUUGAGAAGUCGGUCUGGACUAUCACGAGAGGCAGUCAAGGUUUCGAGUCGAGAGUACCUGUGAUUGAUGGUCUGGUUCCCACUUGUUUGCGACUCUUUUACUCUCACAUUUAGUCUGGAGGAUCCGCCUCGAUAGAUAAGGUCGUGCGAUUAACCCCUCCCUCCCCGCCUCUAAGCCGGGGAGACCGAAGAUAAGUCAACGGACUCACAACACCGGAUACAUAGUUGAUAACAUCCCUGGGUGAUGCUGAGUGGCCCAGCAAGCGGCAGCAGAAGCCG